Messenger RNA from Sardina pilchardus (European sardine), 1554 nucleotides. It is a transcript of the gene cabp2a, whose product is annotated as calcium binding protein 2a. The transcript has 6 exons. Bases 163 to 738 code for a protein of 191 amino acids. Gene Ontology annotation, biological process: regulation of voltage-gated calcium channel activity. The record is from RefSeq and is a predicted model, not a curated record. Gene Ontology annotation, cellular component: cytoplasm. Lineage: Eukaryota; Metazoa; Chordata; Actinopteri; Clupeiformes; Clupeidae. Gene Ontology annotation, molecular function: calcium channel regulator activity; calcium ion binding.
AGAGUACAGCUGACACAGACAGAGAGGAAGGAACACUGACCUGUGCAUGAUCAAUGCAGACAGGAUCGCCAUGGAGGCCACCAGCAUGACCACGAUGGAAGUGCCACCGACGGGGCUCACCAAAAAGGGCUCAAUCAAGAAGAAGAUUGAGAAGUUGAGGAGAUGGAGCACCUCCUCUGGCGGCAGCUUCAAGCGGCCCUCGAAACCCCCGAAGACCCUGAGCCUGUUAUCCCCCGCCGAGGAGGAGGAACCCCAGCAUCGGGAGAGGGAGAGGGAGCGUCGCCGACUCCGGCCCAUUGUGGCCUCAGUGUUUGGGCAGAGCUGAGGGAGGCCUUCACUGAGUUCGAUAAGGACAAGGACGGCUUCAUCAGCUGUAAAGACCUGGGCGAGUGCAUGCGGACCAUGGGAUACAUGCCCACAGAGAUGGAGCUGAUCGAACUGAGCCAGCAAAUCUGUGGUGGUAGAGUGGACUUUGAGGACUUUGUGGACCUAAUGGGCCCCAAGAUGUUGGCUGAGACAGCAGACAUGAUCGGAGUGAAGGAGCUGAGGGAUGCUUUCAGAGAGUUUGACUCUAACGGAGAUGGUCAGAUCAGCCUGGCAGAGCUCAGGGAAGCCAUGAAGAAGCUGAUGGGAGAGCAGCUGAAUCAGAGAGAGAUUGACGAAAUCCUCAGAGAUGUAGACCUCAACGGGGAUGGCCUGGUCGACUUUGAAGAAUUUGUCCGAAUGAUGUCCCGCUAGUAUUCACAUACAACUGUGUGAAGCCAAGUAGGAGAGGUGAGGACAUCAUGAACGGACCAAUCAUGCAAGUCCAGAACUAAUGUGAUUGCCCAGUUAAGGGUUACCUUAUCGUGUCAAACCUGUUAUGUUGUUUUAUGUACAAAUUCAUGUUGUUUUUAUUUUUCUAGCACUCUCACCCUGUGUGGAUAUCAAAAAGAAAUAUUCUGUAAAUACGGUUUUAAAUUUUUUUUUUUGUACUCUCUAUUCUGUAAAUGAGUAGUUUGACCUGCAUUUUACCUCUGUCAGAAAAUUACAUAUGUCUGAAAAAGAUUGAAAACAGCUGUGGUCAUCUCUGAAGUGACUGGUCAUACAAUUUUGCCGGACCUUGCGAGAGAUGUACAUAUGCUAUGUUAUUUACUCAUAAUUAUAUAUUUUUUGUGCCACACAUAAACUACAGUGACAACUUUAUAUGGGGCUGUGUAGCACUUCACUGAACAAUCCAUCAUAACAAUUAUGAACAUUGUCAUAACACUUAUGGCCAAGGCCAUUUUAAUAUUAUCAUGAGUUAUUGUUAAAUGCCAUAACAGUGCCAUGUACACUACCAGUAACUGUCAUGACAGUUUCUGGUGUCUGAUGCCACAAAAGCCAAUAUCAUGUGAUAAUAAGCUAUCAUAGCACUGUUAUUACUAACGGUGUGAUUGUCAUGAAAAUGUUCUGAAAUCUCGAAAUAUCAUUCUGACCUGUUUAUGUUGAUUGCUUGAGUCUUAUGAAGAAGAGUUCAAAUGAAAUGGUACGGGAAGAUUUGAGAUGUGCAAUAUACUUUACUUAAUGAUUACC